UGUUGAACGUUGGUGGGAUACAACGCAUACUUUUCACUUCCCUUUUGGUGAAAUGGGAUUCACGCCGCUUGAUUGGGUAGUGUUGACAGGAUUGAGUAUUGGAAUUGGGGAUGAUGUUCCGUAUAACCCAGUCAAGUACAAAUUUGAUUAUGUCCGUGAGCAUGUUUUUCCAGAAAUAGAAGAACCCUUAGAUUAUGAAGAUCCCCCAAUCUCUGGAAAAAAACGCCCCCCGGCACAGUGGAUUUCAGAUGCAAUCACAAUUAAAUUUUUGACUACGUAUUUCAAAGAAGAUAUCUUGGUUGCAGCUAAUUUGGAUGACAAACUAGCAGAAAAAGUGGCGAGGGCCUUUUUUAUGUAUGUUUUGGGAAAUUUUUUCUUUUCCAAUGCAAAGAACUACAUUGAUGCGGCUUGGUUAGCUGCUUUUGAGGAUCUAAAUGCAGUUGAUAUGUAUGACUGGGGUGGUCCUGCUUUUGCAAAAUUGUAUGUGGCACUCAACGCAUCUGGUAGGGGACAGAAGUCAUUAUCUGGGCCGUUCCAAAUAUUAGAGUUUUGGGGAUAUGAAUAUCUGGGCAUAUGUAGACCGUGCGACCCAACUAGUGAAGAAAAAUGGCCAAGAACUUCCCGGUGGAAAGCGAAGAAAAAGACUAUCGAUAUUGUUCACUGUAGGAAUGCGCUUAAUCAGUUGACUGCAGACAUCGUGACAUGGAGACCGUGGGAAUCCGCCAUUGGUGUUCUUGACUCUGAUGUUGGUCGCAGGGCUGUGGAGCUUUCAAACAAAAGGGUUAUAUUUACUUGGAUUGGCAAGAAUAUGUGGUACCUAGGAGAACGAUCUUGGAGGCAAAAUCAUCCUACUUUUGGAAUUCCUAGAAAUCCACCAUUUAAAAUUGGCGAGGUCAGUCAUGAGAAAGCAAAACUUGUGAAAGAAGCUGGAUGGGUAGAUGCAAAUAUGUUUGUGAAAGCUGUUUCAUAUAAUAUGUAUCUGCGAUAUUGGCGACAUGUAACUAACUUCCAUCAAUUCGUGACCAAAGUCGAUUGGGUAGUUGAAUUACACGGGGUUGAUGGUGACCGUGUUAAACACCUUAUUCAACGACCUGCUCAGCAUGUACCUAUUCCACCACCACACAACAAUUAUCAUACCUUUUACUCAUCAGAUGAAGAUGCGGUUGCAUUGAGCCGAAAUAAUCUAGCAGUUAGUUUGGGAACUGCCAUUACAAGUAUGACAUGGUCUCAUACUCGUAUAAAAAUACCAAGAAAUCGUGAAGCCGGAGAUAUACUUCUCUGGAAUGACUACUUUUCUGACAACCCCACCUACCCAGCUAACAUAUUUCGUAGGAGAUUCAGAAUGCGGCGAGAAUUGUUCAACCGAAUAUUGGCAGAUGUGGUGUCUAGAAAUCCUUAUUUUGCUCAAAAAAGAGAUGCUUGUGGCAUUCUUGGAUUAUCCCCUCAUCAGAAAGUAACUGCAGCAAUCCGAAUGUUAGCUUAUGGAUGUGCAGCAGAUGCAAUAGAUGAGUAUUUACGCAUUGGAGAAACCACCGUUUUAGAAGCAACCCGUCGGUUUUGCAAGACGAUUGUGAUUGCUACUAUUGUGAUGGCCAUUAAACAACCAGAUACACCGAAAAAAUAUAAAUUUUCAUCGAUGCAAGAGGGAGCACGGAAAGAUGUAGAGCGUGGAUUUGGUGUACUGCAACAACAAUUUGCCAUUGUCAAACAACCUGCACGAAUGUGGAACCCGGAUGUGCUUGCCUAUAUAAUGAAAACGGUUAUUAUUUACAUAAUAUGA
Messenger RNA from Papaver somniferum (opium poppy), 1780 nucleotides. RefSeq lists its product as uncharacterized. The coding region runs from base 53 to 1780 and encodes 575 amino acids. The record is from RefSeq and is a predicted model, not a curated record. The transcript has 5 exons. NCBI's taxonomy places the organism in Eukaryota, Viridiplantae, Streptophyta, Magnoliopsida, Ranunculales, Papaveraceae.